CUUCGAACAGCGACGCACCGUUGCCACUGGAAUCUUGGCGAGUUCUUUGCCAGAAGUAAUUUUUGUUUGGACUCAGAUGUUGCUAUGGAAAUUGAGCGAUGGGUCGGUGGCACGUUCGUAUCGAUUCCCAGGCUACGAGUGCCUGCUACACUUGAGGCUCGUGUAGUUACACGUUUACGUCAAAGUUCAGAUCACUAACCUGCUCGGAUCUUAAGAAGAUCGAACAAAAUCAAGUGACCUAGUGCUUCUGCAACAGUUCCUGCAUUUCUGAAUAAGUGAUUAAUUUACUAAAAUUAUAUUGUGAGAACGCGUCUUCUACUCGAUAAAGUAAAAUCGUUUGUUCGUGUUUGCCGAUUGAACAACAGUGAGUCGAUCAUUCUCUGUCUCGCGAAUUCUCGCGCGGUCUCUUUUCGCGAUAUUCUCGGAAUCGCGACGAUCACCGCGUAAAGUGCAAUUCAGAGUCGCGUGGUGCGUCAUUCGCGGUGUUACGUGCGUGUUUGAACCGUCGGCCAGUGUUUACGGUCGCCGAGAGGAAAUCGAGUGGCAGUUAUCACGGUGCGUUAUCGGCCAGAAAACGGAAGCCGUCUUUAUCUUCUCGCGAGGAACGAGAAAUCAGGACUGUCCGCUGCUUAAUUCCCUGGCGACCGAUUUGGACUGCAUGCUGAGCGAGCUCUGCACCACCCCGAAUUCCUACGAACGGAGCGAUGUCUUCCUGGAACCGUAUCUGCAGCAGCACGGCACCGUCCAGGUCGUCAGCUCGCCGAGCACGCCUCCGCCGAAUCCGCUCCAGCAUCAUCAGCUUGCGCAGCUACAUCAUGUACAGAGCGAGGAGUCGCUGUCUUCAGAAGGGUCGGCCACCUCCGGCGGAUCUUCCAGCUCGACGGAAGAUUCUGGCAGCGAGGUCGCGUGCGACAUCACUCUCAUCGAGAGGCUCAUACGUUCCCAUCCGAUCUGGUUCCUGCCCGGCAUCCAGAGAGCCGGCGCUUUCCACUUGUUGCAAGGGAAGGAGGAAGGGAACUUCGUGGUGAGACAGUCGAGUCAGAGCGACACGAUGGCCCUGUCGGUGCGGCUGCCACCGGGAAAGGGGCCAUACAUCGAGCACUACCUGAUCCAAGCCAACAAGGGGAAGCUCAGCUUGGAGACCAGCGAGAACAGGUUCGACAACAUCCCCUCGCUGAUCGCCCACUAUUCUCAAUGCUGUGACGAAUUGCCGGUACAAUUGACACUGCCAAGGGCGAUGCGCGAGGCCAAGAAUAGGCAGCAGCUCUCCUCGCUGGCGCUUUUGGGUCAGGAAUUCUGGCGAUAUCCAAUGGCCAAUCCGAAACCGCCCGAGAGCAGUAGCAGCAACACGUCGAGCUUGAGCAGCUUCCGGGGUGGUAAUAACAACUUGAACAACAACAACAACAACAAUAAUAAUGUUCAUACACCGACGACCGAGAGUAUCGUACUGAAUCUGGUGCCCAUCUCGUCGCACGAUACACGAAGCUCCUCGCCCACGGCUGUCACGACGUCGACGUUCGCGUCGUCGCUGCCGCGACAGCCUCGCCCGACGCCGCCAAACACCCUCAACCUGACGACUUUCAACGAGCCCUUAGACUCAAAAAAAGAGAAAAUCUCGCCGGAUAAGCUGUCCCAGAAACUGAUCUCACCGAACCUGGUGCAGAGCGUGCGCUGCCCAUCGCCGGUGGUACACAACGUGGAGAGCAACGUACUGAGUCCCAUACAUGACAACAAGGUCGGUUUCGAGCCGAAGAACGCAGAGACUCCUAGGUCGACGGUCCUCGAACUGUCGAGGACCAGAUUCACCUCCGUCAGCACGUCGACCAGCAACUUCCAUCAAAACGUUUCCAUGUUCAAUAAUCUCUCCCGCACCACGUCUCCCAUCUUACCCGAGAUCAGAAACAUCGUGGAGAAUCACAACGCGGUCCAGAACGUAAAGACGCCUCCUCCUCCUCCUCCCAGAUGGGCGAAACCCACGGCGGCGAGUCAGAACAAUUUCAACGUCACCGCCACGGUGACGUUCAAUGUAAAUCAAGCGAACGACGUGGACAGCACGCAGAACACCCCGUCGGACCCAAACACGUCUCUACUGAGUCCGCAGAGCGCGACGUCGAACAGAUCUCUCACGUCGAAUUUCUCAGUGAAGUCUCCUCUGUCGUCCACGACCCCGAUUCUGUCUCCGCUGUCGAAGCUGGUCCCUAACGCGGGCGCCAAGACGCCGAACGUUCUUUCACCCACGACCCCGUCGAGCACGAGCAAGUCGAAACGGAGACGGGACCGAGAGGCCCGUAAAAACUCGCAACACUAUCAGGAAUCCGAUAUCCUGGAAUCGUACUAUCGUAGCUCGCCCGGUGAUAAGAUCUCGGACUACGAAGACAUCUGGAAUACCACGGAUCAGUCGAAUCAUUCCACGUGGUCGCCGAACGAUAAACUCGCGAGAAACGACGCGAAUCCUCAGGAUCGGCUGAGGAACUCGAACGACCGACUGAUGGUCCCGGAGAAGGUCGUCACGAGCGAGAGGAAUUUCAACGAGAGGCUGGCCGUGAACGAGCAGUUGAUCGUGAGGAACGACAGGAUGAUAGUGAGAAACGACAAGUCGAUCGGGAACGAGAAAUUGAGUUACAAGGAGAUGACCAGCCCGGAGUUCAGCAGUUUCAAGCCUGUCCAAGAAGCGAAGCCCGUAGAGCAGAGCAACGGCUCGCCGGAGAAAACGGGAAUGGGGAGGAAACCCGACUUACUGUCUCGAGUUUGCAGUGCGAAUUCUUUGAACAGCCCCAGCACUGUGACACCUCCUAGAAACAAACUGGGACUGAUGCUGGCCAAAUCGGAGAGCAACAGUCCGUUGACACCGGAAUCGAAGCAGGGUAGUCCGUUUUACGCGGAACCGGCGGACGCGAUCGCGCAGAACGCGGCAAUAAUAGCGAGAAGACGUCCCAGGACCAAUCCAGCGAUGAACAAAUUUCGGCACAGCGAGCCGGGAUGGCUGCAGGCACCCGUGGGUAGCAACGUCAAUCAGCUGCAUCCGAUCGACUGGGAGGAACCGGAAGAGACGGAAGACAAGACUCCUCUGAUCUCCUCUUCCAUGGACAAUUUGACCAAGAGGCUCGGCGCCAAGGAGACGAAGAAGAUCCCGCGUGCCAAGCCGGUGCAACCACCAAAGAUCAAAACCAAGGUGUUCAACGAUACCUCGUGGGCCGUCGACUCCAGCUGGGAGUUCAUCGGCAACGAAGGGGACGACUGCGAGUCGGACUACGACUGUGAUGCGGAUUACGAGGGCGACAACGUGGCAAGAAAGUUUCCGGACGAGGAGUGCGAUAGGGACGUUGUUGGGAACACUUUGACCGUUCAGAGUAUCAUCCUCCAACGGUACCCAGAGUUGUUAAAGCCGCCAGACACGUCGGAGUCGCUAUACAGCGACAGGAACUCCUCGUACGACAACGUGGAGAAGAAGAACGAGAGGGUGGAGACCGGAGAGACUAGGAAGGACCAAAACUACGACUCCUCCGAAUGGGAGAUGCCGUUAGAAACGGACGAGAGUGACGUGGAGAGGAUGAAGAGGAACAAGAGCUUCAAGGAACGUCUGGACCCUCUACUCUCUCCACCAAGGUUGAAGGCCCUGAAGAACCGUGACAACGGUGGGACAGGCUCUACCAUAAGAUCCUACGCCCUCCAAUUAGCCGCGGACAAAACGACCACGUUCUCCCAGAAUAUCGACAACUUUAUACAAUGCACGAAGGAGGGCAAGGAGGCGAGCCCUCACGUGGUGAUGAGGAACAUGCGACAGUUCAUGUCGGGGAUGAAGAACUACCUGGUGAAACACGGCGAGCGGGAGUUCGAGAAAGAGGUGGAGAAGGAAAGGGUGAAGCUGAGGGCGAACGAGUUCCUGAACCUGGACGCGAUCCUAGAGGGUGUGAUGAUGGGACUGGUCGUGACCCCGCUCAGGGAACACGUUUACAGAUUGUUCAUCGAACAUUACGCGACCACCGGAUCGUUGCAGACCCUCGCCGAGAGCAUCCAACAUGCCCAGGGGAAACACAUUCAGGAUCUCGGCGUUCGACCAAAGAUCGUACCCCCGUCGGAAACGAGUUUGGAAAAAAUCCUCAAGUACAUCGACCGACUUCAGAGAGCGGACUCACCCCUAGACAAGCUGGAGCACCUCCUAGCAGCAUUCUCAGCGAUUUUCAAUUCUGUGAAGCACGCGAACUCUGGCAGAACCGUGACGCUGGGCGCCGACGAUCUCCUUCCCCUUCUGGUCUGGGUGUUGGUCCGCGGCAAAGUCGUGGACGCCGAGGUCGAAGCCGAGUACAUGUGGGGCCUGCUUCAUCCCUCUCUUCUCACCGGCGAAGGGGGAUACUAUUUGACGACGUUGUCCAGCGCGGUUCACGUUUUGAAGACGUUCAAGUCCAGCCAGGGGACGAUGUCCACGUUAAACGGCUGUGGAACGCCGGACUGUUCAUCCGUACUACGGAUCUUAGUACCAGAUGAACUGCACGGCUCCCUGAACACUAGGACGCUGCCCGUGCGACCGAACAUGAACACGAGAGAGGUCUGUCGCAUCCUCGCGCAUAAGAUCAGAUGCACCAAUCCCCAGGACUACGGCCUGUUCAAGCUGGUCCAAGGCGAAGAAACCUUACUCGGCGACCAUGAAUGUCCGCAGGAGCUCUCUCAUUGUCUUUUCGCUUACAAGCGGAUAGACGCGAAGAUCGCCUGGCCGAAGACCAGUUCUUAAUCGGGGCUCGCGACCACCGGCGGUCGUCGGUUUCACGACCGACGCGUUCCACAUUUUACUAUCUAGUUUCAUUGCUGCUGACGUCGCGUUUUUAUUCUCCGCACAUUUAGACGUAUAUCGAAAUCUCUCGGGCACGAAGCUAGCUGCGGCAAUUAAAUCUAUACUUGAACACUGCCAGGUUUCCGUUACGAUUCUAUUGAUUAAAAAUCUCUUGCCAAUAAUUUUUCGAUCCAAAGAAUUGUUCGAACGAACGUGGUGCAAUGGAGUAGUGCAAUGCUUCGACCGAACGCAGCUAAAGAUAAUCGGAUUCGAUUUACCCGAAGACAGGUGCUAGAGCGUCGGAUCGGAAACGCAGCGAGGUCUCAACGAAUUGUUCCCGAACGACUGUCUCUGCUUCGUGAUCGAGUCAAGGGACAGCGUAUUUUCCUCAGUAUUCGAUACUUAACUAAUGGACCAGUCUCGUCGGCGAGGCGUUUUUCAAUCGGUUGAAAAAGACGGUCAAAGUUUCUGCGAUGUCCCUUCGGUGAUUCAUUUACUUUAAUAUUUAACUAUCGUACAGGCAGACCAAGUGAUUUAACCGUGACGCGGAGGAGAUCGGGAAAUCCUUGACAGUCUCUGACGGAGGUGAUGAAGCCUAAAGCGUGACCGAGUAAAGGAUCGUAGAGGGUGUCUCCUCUUGAUACAAAUUUAAUAUUAGACUUAGAAGCACGGAAGGCUAGUUUAGACUCUAUUUUUAAGUACCAAUUCUCGACGAGACGGAUUAUACACGAGCAAUGUACGUGCACGUACUUGGACAAGGCGGACGUCGCUAUAUUUAUUGGGAAGUUGUACACACAAUAUUUUACUAUGUAUCGUUCGUCGAACACUACCAAGUAUCUUUAAUAUUCGGCGCGCGCGCGCGCGCGGGCUCCUGCGUUUCGCUCAUCCUCUUCCUUUCGAUCCCGAAUCCGCCAGGCUGAUUUGCUCACUUAAUGUUAUUAUAAAAGGCUGUGGAACUAAUUAGUCUCUCUCUAUCUCUCUCCGGAAACGAGUGAUUCAAAUAUUGACGAGCAGAGUUUGUUUUUCGGGGCGGGGGUGGGUAAGCUGUCGCGGAGCGAAUAAUAUUUUACUACUGAAGAAACUCACGUACAAAUCAGCCUCGCGAUCGUCACAUUACUGGAGAACGAACAACAAAAGAAUAGGGAACGGAGAAGGAACAAAAAGUAAUAACGAUGUGUACCCCCUUCGAUGAUAAGUGUAAACGAUAAUAAUUAGUUAACGAUUUAUAAAUGUACAUUUCUCUCCUUUA
This is a messenger RNA of Ceratina calcarata, 6017 nucleotides long. It is a transcript of the gene spri, whose product is annotated as Src homology 2 domain-containing protein sprint. Bases 659 to 4729 code for a protein of 1356 amino acids. NCBI's taxonomy places the organism in Eukaryota, Metazoa, Arthropoda, Insecta, Hymenoptera, Apidae. The transcript is spliced from 17 exons. Gene Ontology annotation, biological process: vesicle-mediated transport; signal transduction. The record is from RefSeq and is a predicted model, not a curated record. Gene Ontology annotation, molecular function: small GTPase binding; guanyl-nucleotide exchange factor activity. Gene Ontology annotation, cellular component: cytosol; endocytic vesicle.